Molecule: messenger RNA, 688 nt
Organism: Cimex lectularius (bed bug)
Lineage: Eukaryota; Metazoa; Arthropoda; Insecta; Hemiptera; Cimicidae
Gene: RpS16
Product: 40S ribosomal protein S16
Exons: 4
Coding region: 114-575 (153 amino acids)
Biological process (GO): maturation of SSU-rRNA from tricistronic rRNA transcript (SSU-rRNA, 5.8S rRNA, LSU-rRNA); translation
Cellular component (GO): ribosome; cytosolic small ribosomal subunit
Molecular function (GO): RNA binding; structural constituent of ribosome
Source: RefSeq, a predicted model, not a curated record
UUGGCAGACUUGUACGAUUCGUUCUCCCGUUUGGCCCGUUCUCAACGUGGUCCCGUCUUUCCGUGUUCCUCUUUGGGUAUCAAUUUUGUUAUUUGGACAAAAAUCUUACCAAAAUGAUGUCCGCUAAGACUCCAAAGCGGGUUCGCGAGCCGAUCCAAUGCGUCCAGGUGUUUGGAAGAAAGAAAACUGCCACAGCAGUCGCCUACUGCAAACGGGGCAAUGGCACUCUUCGUGUCAAUGGUCGCCCACUUGAGAUGGUCGAGCCGAGGGUCCUCCAGUACAAACUCCAGGAGCCGAUCCUACUUCUUGGCAAGGACCGAUUCUCCGGAGUCGAUAUCCGUGUCAGGGUGAACGGUGGAGGUCAUGUCUCUCAGAUCUAUGCCAUCAGGCAGGCGAUUAGCAAGGCGCUCGUCUCGUACUAUCAGAAAUAUGUCGACGAAGCAUCGAAAAAGGAAAUCAAAAAUAUUGUGAUCCAAUAUGACAGGACGCUACUUGUUGCCGAUCCACGUAGGUGCGAAGCCAAGAAAUUCGGAGGUCCUGGUGCCAGGGCCAGGUACCAAAAGUCUUACCGUUAAAGAGAAAAAAGGACUUGUACUUGUUUUUUUUUUUUAUUUAUGUAUGAAAAUACAUCAUUUUGUAUUUUUAAAAAACACUAAAAUAUAUAAACUUCUGACAAAAAUUGUUUAUU